AUGUAGCAAGACAGGGUGACGUAACUGAUAUCGAAAUUGUGUGCCUGGCGCCGAAAGACCCAGCUAACCAGGCAGUGUCCUACGCUGGCAAUCGCGGUGUCUACAGAGAGGUCUGGGAGUACAGUGAACCAGCGUCCAUGCCUGCCUUGACUGACCUGCCGGUCGGUGACCCCACAGAGGAUCCCGCCUGGACAGACGGAUUCUUCUGGACCAACCGUUCCGAGAGCUAUUUCUCCCGCAUGAGGGGAUUUUUCAUUCCGCCCAACGACAACGACUAUCAGUUUGUGUUACAAGACUGUAAAAAGCCCUCCGAUGACUUCAUCUUGUACUUCAGUCCAAAUGGAGCCGAAGAUGAGACGCUGGAUAUUUUCGAAUGUCCGGAUUCCGGGCGACGCUGGUCAGAGAGGUACACGCUGUCCGGGAGCAAGAGGUACUACAUAGAAGUUCGCUACAGGCACGAGUGGACCAACCACACUCAGCAGGACAGGGGCGUGGCCAUGAAGAUGUUCAACACGGACUAUGCAGGAGGGCAGAACUACCACGCACAGAGCGAGAAACAAGAAAUCAAAAUCACGUCAACCAUUAUUCGCGAAAAACAGCGAAUCAGCCUUGGCAGUGAUGUUCAAGACUUUACCCUUCAAUAUGGCGGAGUUCAGUCAGAACCAAUCCAAGCUGGCUCCUCUCCAAGACAGGUGAGGAGAACUGUUGAACAGAUGUUCCAGACCUUGUGUCCUGGCGAAGUGGCCAAUCCCAACCAGGCUAUCAGACAGUUCGCUGAGGACUACGAGGGCGACCCAAGGCGAUCAGAGACAGGCAGUAGGGUGGAAGCUGAUGAGACUGAACCUUUCUGUGGCCGGAAGUCUCUCAAGAAUCCGUCACAUCUCUAUAAAAGCAACCCAGACCACAACCUCUACGGUAUCGAUCCAAGCAUGGACAAAGUGGUGUGCUUUGCCUACAAGGGUAACAUGGCUUCAAGAAUCGGCUUCCGUUUCCGGUACGACAUGGACGGGGAGCAGGAAGAGGAGACUACUUGGUUUGGACCUGAAAAUGACACUAGUCUGGACUUCGCUGCCGACAGAGAAUGGAAAUACUCCUGCGUCAACCUCCAGGCCUUAUUUUCCACCCUACGAUUGCCAGCAUCCAACCUCAGAAUCCAGGACAUCCAGGUGGAACCGGCAGAAGAGUCGGAUGACUUCUUCAUCGACAACUUUUUCAUAGGCAAAGUGGAGCCCAUGCGACCAGAGGACGUAGCAAAUAGUCGUCGCCUGGCAGCUCAGCUCGGCGGCAACAUCGUCAGGGAAGUGGAGGUGGACAGAUGUGAUGGUGGAUAUGACGUCACAUUCAUUCCCUACAACUGUGGGCACAGCUUCCCUCCCGUGGACGUACAGGUGACGUGCACAGGGAACUGUGAUGUUAACACUGAGCAGCUGCAAGCGGCAAGUCUUCCUGUGCAGGGCGACUUUUAUAUUACAUUCGAUGGCAGAGUUGCUGCAGUACGAGCAAAUGCCACAGAGGAUGACCUGGCCGACAUCCUGAAGCUGGAGCUUGGCAUUGACGCUCAGGUUGACCGUGAAGGAGAUUGUUCUGGCUACGAGUGGAAGAUCGAAUGGCUGCUCGAUGGAGGCGAUAAAGUUGAUCUCGAGGUAGAUGGAACAGACUUGACAGGAAACGAUGUUAAGAUUGAGCAGAGUACCACCAACCAUGGCGGUCUGUGGUUUGACCCCAUCCCGGGAGAUAUGCUGCGUACACGGCAUGGUACACCACAGGUGGAGGUUUCUAUCAACAACAUCCCAUCCCGAUGUGAGGGAGACUGCAGCUUUUCCUGGGCGACACACAACACUCCCACUGUAACGAGUGUCAGCCCCAACCAAGGACAACGCGGGACUGAAGUUGAGAUUGUCGGCACUGGUUUCAGUAUUGACUGUAAUGACAUGAGGGUGCUCAUUGGUCUUACGGGGGAUACUGACGAAGGCGUGGUCUGUGAACCAACUGCCUGCACCAGCAGGUCUAUACGAUGCACAGUUGGGGAUUCUGGACGAGGACAGCAUGCCGUGAAGGUGUACGUGUUGCCGCACGGAAACGAUCCAGACGCCAACCCGAACGGCAGAGCCACUGGAGACGUGUUCUUCACAUACAUGGGAGCCGUUGCCGGGAUCAGCCCAACAGCCUCUGGAGUAGGAGGGGGUGUUGAAUUGAAUAUCACGGGAUUUGGUUUUGCUGAUGAUGACGUCCCCAGAGUUGGUGGAAAAGAUUGUGACGUCAUCUCCCAUAGCAACGAACACAUCCUCUGCCUUGUAGCUCCUGGAUCUCCUGGGACCGUAGAUGUCACCAUCAAUGGCGACGGAGGUGCCGUCAUGCAAGCUGCAGAUAGCUUCACGUACAACGUCAGUCUAACCCCUAUCAUCACAGCUUACUCCCCUAACCAAAUUAUCGUUAAAGGUGGAGAUACUUUGACAAUCGAGGGUUCAGGGUUUGGACAUUCGACAUCUCUUUUCUUCAGAGGUUCUGAAGAGAUCUUGGAGGUUGCAGCGACUGUAAACGGCUCUAAGGUUACAUGUUCCCUGCCUGCCCUGGGACCAGGAAAGUACGACAUUUUGCUGCACGUCGAUGGGGCUGGAUAUGGCGUAAUGGACGGAUCCGCGUUAUUCCCGACCAUUGAGUACGUCCUGUGCGUGACGGGAAUGUACCCAUCUCGAGGCUCCCUGUCCGGUGGGACAGUUGUGGGCAUUUCUGGAGUGGGUUUCAGUUCAAAUGUCGAGGAACAUGCCGUUAUGUUCGGUGAUACAGUUUGCGAGGUCUUCUCCAGCUCCUCUACGGAGGUUUGGUGCAGGAUGAGGACCGCUGGUAGACGGCAUGUCGUGGACAACAAGGGAGCGCAUCCAAACCUUGGCAUAGGCUACGCCUGGAGCCAAAGUACCCUGACCAUCGAGGAAGGAGACACGGUGGAUUGGACCUGGUCACCCCCUACACAAGGUGUUGGAUUUGCCGUCAGACAGACUACCGGGACAGAUGGUGAACUGCUGCCAAACGGCUUCUCUAGUGGACCAAAGUCUAGCCAAGGCUCCUACUCCUACACAUUUAAUACCGUGGGCGAUUUUUACUACUCAAGUGGCUGCGUUGAUGACAACUGCGAUAUCGUCAUGCGUGGGAAAGUGGAAGUCGUCAAACCCGUUGACCACACAGAGAUCUUGUCAUUCAAGCUCAAUGGCAUGGAAGCAGUCUACGAUCCUACCGGAACCGAACCUGCAUUGGAAGAGACAUGCCCAGGUUCAACAAGUGAAGUUCUGGGCUGCUCCGAAGAUCAGUCAAUUGCAUCUUCCAGCUCUCAGUUUAGCUACGUUUUCCGUGACUGUCUGACGGCGACUGUCACCUCAAUCAGCCCCACCCGCGGAACUGCCGGGCAGACCGUCACCAUUCAGGGUACGGGCUUCGGUACAAGUACAUGCGAGAAUGAGGUUCUGAUUGGUGGAUACUCCUGUGACGUGACAUCAUCAACAUCCAACAACAUCACGUGCGUGGUUAACCCUGGUAGCAACAUGCCGGUGGGAACCUUUCUCCCCGUGUCUGUAAACAUCAAGAAUCGCGGAUACGCCAGGAUGGCCAUUCUUGGAGGGGAAGAGUCUCGCAUGUUCGCUCUCAUGCCGAAGAUAACGUCUAUAUUCCCGGAACAAGGCUCUGUUGAAGGAGGAACCCAACUGACUAUCAGCGGAUCAGGAUUCACGUCUCCGGCUGACAGCACCACCAGCGCAGUCGGAACAGUCCCCUGCUACAUUCAGUCUCUGUCUUAUAAUCAAAUUAUUUGCGUAACCCAAGCGGCAUCGGAGAGAACCAGGGAAGUCACAGUUAGUCAGGUAGUGAACGGAUAUCGCAUUGACAGUGUUUGUGACGGACGAGACAACAGCGGAUGCCAAUAUGCCUACAGGAACUCGCAAACCCCAAAGGUCUCAGCUAUUGACCCAAGGACAAGUGGAUCUCCUGCCGUUUUCACAGUCGGUGGAAGUUUGUUUGGAACUUCUGUAGACGACAUAACGGUCAGCUUCGGAGAAAGGACUUCCUGUGUGGUUACGUCAGUUACUGAUGACGUCAUUUCCUGCACGGCUGGACACAUACCUGUGGGAGACCAGCCUGUCAGGGUGCAUGUAGCGGGACGAGGAAACGCCGCAUCAAGCGCGGUAGUGACCGGCCUGGCUGUCAUCAACACCAUGUCACCAACUCAGGGGAGUCAAGCCGGGGGCACGACCUUGACAAUCACAGGCAACGGUUUUGACAGUGACACCGAGGUUACCAUGAACGAAAAGAUCUGCGAAGUCUUGUUCGUUAAUCUUACCACUGUCACCUGCAUCACUCCCGCAGCGACCAAUGAAAGUGACCCCCUAGUUCAAGUAUCAGUGGUCUCGAAUGGCCAAGCCUAUCCCCCACAAGACUUCACGUACAGCUCAACUCUAACUCCAAGUGUGAGUGGUAUCAGCCCAGCUGUAGCCACCAGUGGGACGGCAGUAACGAUCACGGGGUCUGGGUUUGGCCAAACCACAGCAGACAAUGAAGUGUCCAUCGAUGGCGCUCCUUGUGUGGUUGACACAUCAUCAGACACAGAAAUCAUCUGUACUCUGGGAGAACACGUUGCCGGAAGUGACUACACCGUGGACGUGACGGUCGUCGAGAAGGGAACGGCGAGGUCCGCAGUCACAUUCAGCUACGAGCUGUCACUGUCUGCAGUGAUGCCAACAACAGGAAGUUUUGGAGGUGGCCGAAAUCUGACGCUAAUGGGAACUGGUUUUUCUGAAAACGCAACCGUCGCCGUGUGUGGUCGUCCAUGUCCCAUCAACAGUGUUGCUCCCAACUGGAUAUUCUGUGAGCUACCAGCAUAUGAUGGCUUAGCCAGUGGCACAGUGGUUUGUGAUGUUGCCAUCGUCGUCGGUAAAGAGACAAGAACUCUGAGCGACGCGUUCACCUAUGACAGCAGCCUGACCCCCGUCAUCGACUCCGUGUCGCCUGCCCUGGGAGGGACCGCAGGAGGAACCACUGUCACCAUCACAGGGACUAAUCUUCGUGGCAUCAGAAGCGUAACGAUUGCGGGAAGUGACUGCAUCAUCUCUGGAGUACCGUCGGAGACAGAGGUCGUCUGUGUGACUGAAGCCCACAGCGGCAGCGUGAGGGCCAAACUUAGGGCAGAGGGAAUAGCUGGAAUUGCGACACAGGGCAACGCAGACUUCUACUACGUGGAUAGAUGGUCCUCUGUGUACACCUGGGGCGGGGAAGGCUUACCCGAGGAGGGGGACUUUGUUAUUGUGCAUGCGGGACAGACGUUACUGCUGGAUACUGACACACCGAUACUCAGAAUGCUGCUUAUCCAAGGUGGAACACUGUUGUUCGAUGACGCGGGAAAUGUGCAUCUUCAGUCUGAGUACAUCCUCAUCACUGAUGGAGGGACUCUUCAAGUCGGUACAGAGGAGGCUCCAUUCCAACACCAGGCUACCAUCACUCUGCACGGAAACCUUCGCUCCAAGGAGCUGCCGAUCUAUGGCGCUAAAGUUCUGGGAGUUAGGAACGGAACGUUAGACCUACAUGGCUCUCCUGUCCCCGUAACGUGGACGCGGCUAGCCCAGACAGCAGCUCCAGGGGCGACAACGCUCGUUCUGGAGCAGCCGGUCACGUGGAAGGCAGGGGACAGCAUCGCCAUAGCAACGACUGGGUACCGACAUAGCCAGGCCGAGACGGAAGUGAGACAAAUAGCGUCAGUAGCUGCAGAUGGUGUCACCAUCACCAUUACAGAACCUUUGGACUACGAGCAUAUCUCUGUAGAGGAGACAUUCGCAAAUGGAAAAGUGACGCUGGAGACCAAAGGAGAAGUCGCUCUUCUCACCAGAAACGUCGUCAUCAGGGGUUCUGAUGAUCCUUCUUGGCACGACCAAAUUGAGGCCUGUGAGGAAGGUUUCGACACGGGGGAAUUUGUUACGCAGACUUGCUUCCAGGGUCGAUUCGGAGAAGAGGUCGGCAGUGACCAGUUCGGAGGCCAUGUUCUGAUCCACCAAUCAGAACCAAAUGCAGAAAGUGUCAGAGCCCGGAUUGAAUAUGUAGAGUUCACGUAUGUUGGACAAGCCUUCCGCCUGGGUCGCUACCCCAUCCACUCUCAUCUAAACGGCGACAUGAGCAACUCCUAUGUGCGUGGUAACGCCAUCCACCGCAGCUUCAACAGGGCCGUGACCAUGCACGGUACACACAACCUGCUGGUGGAACGUAAUGUGGUCUUCAAUAUCAUGGGAGGAGCUUUCUUCAUUGAGGAUGGUAUUGAAACGGGAAACAUCAUUCAGUAUAAUCUUGCUUUGUUCGUGAAAGCCAGCACCAGUCUGCUGAACGAUGACAUCACACCGGCUGGGUACUGGGUUACCAACCCCAAUAAUACCAUUCGGCACAACCAUGCAGCAGGAGGAACCCACUUCGGUUUCUGGUACCGUAUGCACAAGCAUCCCGACGGUGCGUCCUACAAUCCAGAAAUUUGUCCGCAGAGAGUUCCACUAGGAGUCUUCCAGAACAACACUGUCCACUCGCAGGGUUGGUUUGGUCUGUGGGUGUUCCAGGAGUACUACCCUGCUGAGGGAGGAAGCUGCGGCUGGGGUGCCAAGCCUCAGCCUGCGGUCUUCAGGGGCCUUACGGCGUGGAGGAAUGAGAAAGGUGCAGAGUGGGUGAAUGUUGGAGCUGUACAGUUCGAGGACUUUGUUCUGGCUAACAAUGAGAAGGCUGGGAUCGAGAUGAAGCGAAUCUUACGGCUUUCAGACUGGGGCUUUGCCAAAAUCACCAACGUGACACUUAUCGGACACAGUCAAAUCUCCACCAACAGAGAGUGCAGUACAGCUGGACUGGUUCUCCCGUUUGCCCGAUAUCUGACCAUCACUGGGGCAAAGAUGAUCAACUAUGACCGAGCUGGCUGUGCUGCUUUCCACGUCACCAGUAUCGACGGCACCUGCACGGACCUCUGCGCCGGUUUUCAAUACAGGGCUGAAGCUGUUGAAUACUAUUCCACACCCAACAAGGCUGCUUUUCGUUGGGAACACGAAGGGUGGAUUGAAGAUUUAGAUGGGUCCGUAACAGGGACUGUUGGAGGUAAAGUGAUCCCCUCCUCCGCAACCUUGCCUCCCACGUGUGUGGAGAAUGCUGAGUUCAGUACAGGCAGUUACCCAGGGUCGGUCUGCACUGAUGCUGGUAUCAGGUUUUACCGUUUCGGUUUCAAAGGAGUCCAGCCGGAAUCACUUGACAUGAGGAACGCCAUCCUCAAAAAUGAGUAUGGGAACACUUCUGUGCCCUGGUCUAUGAAAAGAAUGACUCACAAGCCAGGGUGGAUGCUGAUUCUGGUUGGGAAGACACCGUACACUUUCAGCUUCAAGGACUCUUCUCAUAUCACCAACCUGACGUACUCAGGCACCUUUUAUGACAUGGAGGACACCGACUACAUCAUCAUGCAGCACAAAUUUACGCAGCGUCCCGACAGCUUCUCGCUUGGCGAGGGAGAUGACCGGGAAGAGUCUGUGGCAGCGAUAAGUUAUGCCAACAAUGAUGACAAAGACUGGUACUUUGAUGAGGCAAAGACAUUCUCCUAUAUAGUAUCUGGUAAAGGAGAAUCAUCACCGGUAGAUCGAAGUGUAAAAAUGCAGGUUUACAGAUGCUUCUAUGAGGACUGCAUUCCCCCCGCUGACCCUAACGACGUGCCGCCUGACCGCCAGCGGCCUGACGACUACAUCAUGUACUCCACCCUCAGCUGGAAGAUGGACACUGACGGUUUCAUGGUUCCCAGUUCCUCUGUACCAGACACCAGGAGUAUUACUCUUCAGCAAGACGAUGACGUGAAAGUGAUGGGAGUAUCCUGGCUGGUGCUUGGUGAUUCAGAUGUACCAAAGCUUGGGAAACUCUACAUCUACACAGUCUUGGAGUUGUGGGAUCCUUCAAAUCCCUACACCAGGGAUUAUACACUGGAAGCCAGUCAUAUCUUCAUACAGGGAGGCCGGCUGGUCGUUGGCUGGGAAGAUAACCCAUAUCUUGGCAACAUCCAUAUUAUUCUCCACGGCGACCACAACACUCCCGAGAUGCCUGUUCCGAACGGGCCGACUGUUGGAGCGAAGGCAAUAGGAGUGUUUGGAGGCCUGGACCUGUUCGGUAAGAGUAGGAACGUGUGCUGGACUCAACUGGCCCAGACAGCUGCAGCAGGUGCAAACACCAUCACCCUAGCAGAUGCCGUCGACUGGCAGGUGGAUGAGGAAAUACUCAUCACCACUACCAGUUUCGAUGCCUGGGAGACGGAGACGUUUAAGAUCACCGAUGUAUCUGCAGACGGUAGAACGCUCACCCUGAAUUCCAGUCUUGCCUACGAACACAUCUACCACAGCGAUACGGUAGACGGAAAAUCCUACACCAUGGCAGCAGAGGUGGGGCUCCUCACCAGAAACAUCAAAAUUGAGGGUGCGGACUACCCGGGCCUCUUCACGGAGUCAUUUGGGGCCAGGGUGCUGGUCGGCUCCUUCAACACUGGAGGCCAAACAUAUACAGGCUACGCGAGGAUCAGGAAUGUGGAGUUUUACCACACCGGGCAGGAAGGGUGGAACGCUUUCUACGAUCCACGCUUCUCUCUGGCGUUUGUCAACACUGGAGACGUCUCCGAGGCAAAACCAUCUAAGGUCGAGAACAACGCCUUCCACAACGGCUUUUCCCCUGCUAUUGGCGUGUACGGAACAAACGAGUUGGAAAUCAUCAACAACGUUGUACAUCACACUGUUGGGCAAGGAAUGAUCAUCGAGGGGUCAAGAAACACCCUAAUAGGAAACCUGAUCGCCUUGUCCAUCUGGCCGGGAGCUUACCAGGACCGGAAAGAGGAGAACAGUGAGAAGUGGGAGGCAGCUCUGGAGAUCAUGGACGCCACAUACAUCGUGCUGAAGGACAAUGUUAUUGCCGGUGCAGAACGGAUCGGACUGCACCUAGACGGUGAGCCGUGCCCUGGUGCAGACAACCCGGUUGACAGUUGGAGUGGAAACGUCAUCCACUCAGCACUCCAUGGCGCCCACCUGUAUGAAGACGGCCUUCCAGUGUGCUCAAUGGUCUCCAACUUCCUAAUCUACAAGUGCUACAGCUAUGGCGUCUACUUCCAAUCUGUGUCCAGUGCCGUCCUUAAGAAUGUGACGUCUAUUGACAAUGGAAUCGGCUCAUUUACGUCAAUCAUAGGGCCGCCGUCUCUCUCACACCAGGGCAAAAACAAGUCUGUGUUGAUACAAGACUCCUUAUUCGUCGGAAGAAGUGCGUCCUUCAGCUGUGAAGAUGAUGUCUUGGACUUAAGAGACGACAAUAUUGAGAUCGCACAGGCACUAGGAGGCCUGGGCUUCCCCAGCGAGAAGGGCACCGCGGGAGGACACAUCGGUGUUUCUUUCCCCGGCUUCAUUUCUGCUUUCAGUGCCUCCCCUCAUCACCCAUGGGACUCUCAAAUGGACUACCCUGCAAAGAGGGGUAUCACCGGAAUAAAGGAUGUAACAUUUUCCAACUUCGGUGAAGCCUGUGGUGGUCUGCAGGAUGUCGCGCUUCAUACCUGGAACAGUAACGAAGACGGAAUGCACCCGAUUGAGACAGAGGGACUGAGUUUUGUAGAUGUUGAUAAAAACAACAUAGCCUUCUUUGGGCGACCUUCCCUACGAAAGAUCAACCCGGCUGACUGCGUGGACAUGGAAUGUGACGGGAAGAAGGAGACGUUUAUAAAGGACAGUGACGGCUCCUUGCUGGGAUCACCGGGAGCCCUCAUCCCGCAGGCGGAGUGGGAGUGGGACGGAGACCCCAGGAGAGGCCUCGGCGACUACCGCAUCCCGAAAACCAUGCUGGCUGAUUUGGACGGAAGACAGAGAAACAUCAGCGAAGUCGUGUACGGAGGAAGGGGUAUCAUUAGAACUCCGCAAUGUGUCAACAAUGACGAGCUUCAUGGUCACCUUUGUCACGAUCUGAACUACGAGAUGCUGGUGAUCGAGAGUCUGGAUGACGACACGGAGACCCGCAGGCUGUCACCUGUCGCACUCCUGGCUGAUGGGUACAUCGACCUGCUGAACGGACCUCAGGACCACGGAUGGUGCGCUGGCUACACCUGCCAGAAGCGUAUCUCCACCUUCUGGGCUGUCGUGGCCACAGAGAAGGAAUAUCUCAUCCACUUCAGCGGUCUCAGCCCCCAGAACCUGCAGCUCCAGCUCCUCAACACUGCCCCAGACAAGUCCUUGGUUGUCGGCAUCUACUACUGCAGGCCCGAGAGGUUGGACGUGUAUGUGGACGGUAGUUUCGUCGAACCAAAGAACUUCGACCCUGAUACAGGAGGAAUUGUAGCCGGGAAACACCAUCCAACAUUGAGCGAUUCUCCUGGAGCGAAUUUCAUGGACAUUGAAUGGCAGACCCUUUACUUCACUCUGUCAGGGUCUACUCCCGUAACGAUCAAACAGACCGACGUAAUUGUCCUGACCUUCGGGAUGCCGCCGGUGACGGUAGAGGACUUCUUCUCCUCUGACCAGUUAGUGACGAACCUCUGCCUGUUCCUGAACAUCCCGCCGGAGAAGGUACGAGUGAUGAACGUUGUGCGUGAAGACAGCCUGCGCCGUCGCCGUGCAGCCGACGGUAUGACAGUUGAGAUCCAGAUAGGAGACCCACCAACCCUGUUCCUUAACGAGUCUGCAGAUAGCAGCCUGUCUUAUGAUGAUCUGAUCGGCCUGACAGCCAUGAUGGUGAAUGCUGCGCAAGCAGGUGAACUGGACAGUGUGUUCGGAACAAACGUGACCAGCGUGUCUGUGGUGGAUCCCGUCCCGCCUGUGGGCAGCCAGCAGUGGCGGGAGAUGACCGUGGAGCAGACCGCGGCGGAUGAUUACCCCAUGCCGGGUUCCAUCAUCGUGCACACCCAGCCGGUACCUCUUCACGAGAUGGCCGUCUUCACCGUUCAACCCAGGAUCCAGGCACUUGACGCGGGGGGCAACCACAUGUUACACCUUGGCCACACCAGCUCCCCCUGGGAAGUCACUGCCUCCCUGCAGCUAGGAGAUAACAGCGACCCGAGGGCGGCCCUGAGCGGUACCCUCAGUGUGCCGUACGUUAACGGCUGGGCCAACUUUACUGACCUGACGGUCUCCCACAGCGGUGAGGACUACACAAUCCUGUUUACAGUGGAGCAGAGAACCCGUACUGAUCUGACUGUCCAAAGCGAGGCUUUCACAGUAACAACGAUACCAGUAAGAGCUGCUAUGUUAAGCCAGCCAGAGACAGCCACUGUUAACGAAGCUUUCAACCUUCAACUGGAGCUGAGGGACGCUGUGACCGGACAGGCGCUGACUGACAUCUCCUGGAAGGGGCAGACCUGGACAGUUUCCGUCUCUCUAAUGGAGCCUGUCCAGGGUUUGUACCAGGGCAGUCUCCGUGGCAACACCUCUGCAACUUUCGACGUCGUGACCGGCCAUGCCACAUUCAGGGACAUAUCCCUCACACACGCAAGUCGUUAUCAUCUUCAGUUCCACGUCACCGGUGGAACCCGCGACCCCCCCGUGCCGGAGUACGACUUCACCUUCUCCCCCGCCCCGAUCGAUGUAUUUGAACCGGGAUUCCAGAUGCCAUCAGGAGUUUCCAAGUCAGUACAGAUCACCUUCGAUGCUGACUUCUACCAGACGGUUGGAGAUCAUGAACUGUACUUCGAGACCUUCAUGAUGAACGUUCUCAACACCAAUUUCAGCACAGUGUACUUUACUGCCGCUAACGCCUACGCAGGAAGUGUAAUCGUGGACAUGACCGUGACGGGUGCGGGGGAUGAGGUGGAGGCGGCGGUGUUGCGCCUGUGGUACCAGGUCCAGCAGCCGAUGAAGGUCAUGUUUAACGGGAACACCAUGGAGACUAUCGGCGUCAUGUAUGUUGAUGGUCAGCGGUAUUAUGGUACGGAGGCGGUGAGUGCAGGACCGGAUGUGGUGAUGAUCGCUGCUGUCUCGUCUGUUGCUGUCCUCCUACUUGUGACCACCGUCUUCAUUGUCGUUUGGCUGAAGAAGAGAAAGUCGCGCAAGGUCGGCGGAACGCUCCCGGGGAUGGCUGAGGAGAAGAGAGAAGGAACCAACAUAGGGAGAGACUUCAGCCCGACAUCUGCUUUAGGCCUGAACAAGAAGGCUUUACCAACAGUCCAUGAGAUGAAGGACCUUGAGGCCAGUGUUGGGAAGGGCAAUGCCGUGUUCACGAUGCAGGAGACCGCGUUUGACAAGACUGACGUCCAGUCCCGCCCGCUGUCCCGGGCCUCCAUCUCUCCCCGCCCCGUCUCUCCCCCCGGCUACGUGUGUGAGGAAGGGGAUGACAUCCCCGAGCUCAGGAACGUGGCGGUCAAGCAGCUGAACAAGCUCUACCGUCACGGCGAGAUGGCGAAAACCUGGCUGGACAUGAAGAAACCUCUGAAUCAGGUUCGUGAGGAUUUGGUGGCCGCCUUCCCUGCCCGGCUGGGGUGGCAGGACUUCGUGUUCCUGACCACAGGACUGACUCACGUCGCCAUGGAGACUGAAAACAAGCUUCGUCUGAAAGACAUCGUUGAAGUUGGAGAAGAUGUUGUCACCAUUCACAUGGUGUAAGAACAGGCCACCGGGCGGAGCAGCGUCGGACUGGAGUUUGCAUCCAUGUAUUUGCGGCGUGCAUAAUUAGAAAUGAUUUUAGAGCUAGGUAAACCAAACGAUUAAAAGGCCAGUCUUCCUCAUUUCGUACAGGUCCUUAAAUACAGUUGUGAUCAAUGCAAUAAUUUACUUCGAUAUUUUUGGCUGGCCAACUAUUCAAUAUUGGCAGAUAUCAAACGAAAUUACAUGAAUCAACUUCAGUGUAUACGGAUACAACAUACAAAUCAAUGUAUUAUCUUGCUUUUACUCGUUUACA
Messenger RNA from Branchiostoma belcheri (Belcher's lancelet), 12891 nucleotides. Its product is annotated as fibrocystin-L-like. Bases 138 to 12596 code for a protein of 4152 amino acids. The record is from RefSeq and is a predicted model, not a curated record. Lineage: Eukaryota; Metazoa; Chordata; Leptocardii; Amphioxiformes; Branchiostomatidae. The transcript is spliced from 73 exons.